Molecule: messenger RNA, 1719 nt
Organism: Branchiostoma belcheri (Belcher's lancelet)
Lineage: Eukaryota; Metazoa; Chordata; Leptocardii; Amphioxiformes; Branchiostomatidae
Product: UPF0676 protein C1494.01-like
Exons: 8
Coding region: 335-1336 (333 amino acids)
Molecular function (GO): dioxygenase activity
Source: RefSeq, a predicted model, not a curated record
GACUUUCGCACGUAUCGACCAGGCCCCGACGUCACCUGCGUGUGUGAGAGUUCUUAUCGUUUUGAUUGAUACUUCACACAAUAGACUGUGUCCACUUUACUUAACCUUUGCCGCACUGUCAACAUUAACGCACGUCAUGUGUACGACGGACGUCACUUUAUAUUUGUACAGUGACUGUAUCAUCAGGCGUGUGCACACAUGACCUUUGACCCCCAGUCAAUUUUCAGCUGUAUGGACGUCGGACUUUACCCUUCUGCUUAAAUUGUCCGUCAAUUUAACGAACUUUACGCAUGUGUUACGUGGACCUUGAGAUUUGACGUCGUGCAGGAAUUGGAUGGAUCCAAAUCCGCAGGAACACGGUCCUAUCCCCAUCAACUGGGCCGAUGAUGCAGAAGACCCUGGGCACAUCCCUAUUCUAGACUUCUCCCCCUACAGUCUGCUGAAGGGAGCUGUGGAUGAGGACCAGCUGCAGCCGCUCGCCACACAGCUGGUCCAGGCUUUCUCCACCGUGGGAUUCGUUUAUCUCCGUAACCACGGGAUACCAGCUGCUCUGGUGUCCAGGACUUUUGAGCUAGCAGACAAGUUUUUUGCUCUACCGGAAGAAGUGAAAACCAAGUUCUCGCGGCCUGCAGACAAGAGCCAUGGAUGGGUCUGUUUGGAAAGAGAACGGGUGACUAUGGAAAGGCCAGGGGACCUGAAGGAAGCUUUUAAUGUGAGGCCACCACAUGCCACAGAAAAGCUGUGGCCAAACGAGGAAGUACCAGAGUUCCAGCAGGCGUCCCUGCAGCUGUAUGACAAAUGUCGUCAGCUCAGUCUCAGAAUAAUAGAGCUUAUGGCCAGGGGACUCAACAUCCAGGAUAAGGCAGGCCUGCUGUCCAUGCACAGUAUGAUAGGUACAGGACCCAAUGGGAGCCUGAUGCGAACCUUGCGUUACCCGCCUGUCCCUGAACAGGUGAAAGAAGGACAGAUCAGAUGUGGAGAACACACCGACUAUGGCUCCAUUACUUUACUGUUUCAGGACAACGUAGCUGGGCUAGAGGUACAGAACUGUGAUGGGGAGUACGUCCCUGCCCCUCCCAUCCCCAACACUGUGGUGGUCAACAUCGGAGAUCUCAUGCAACGCUGGACCUCAGACAAGCUGAAGUCUACGAGCCAUCGAGUUCUUCUGCCAGAAACAGAGGAAGGGAGGAAAACUGCCCGUCGGUCCAUCGCCUUCUUUGCUCAUCCUAACAUGGACGCUGUGAUCACGUGCCUGGACGGAUCCAACAAGUAUCCACCAAUCACAGCUGGGGAGUACCUGAAACAGAGACUCACGGCUACAUAUGAUGUCAGCUAAUACAAACAUGUCAAUCAAACAUUUGACAGCAAAUCCAAGAAGAGAGCUGACAGUAUCAAUAAGUAUGCUGGAGAAUACCUGAAAACGUGACUGACAGCAACAUGAUGGUAUGAAACAUACUUAAGCUAAUUCAAAGGUGUCAAUCAAACAUGUAACAGCCAAUCACAGAAGAGAGCUGACAGCAGUAAUUGAUUCUGGAGCCUUGAUUGGCCCCAGAGUAACCAAUGACAAGUAAUCCUGGGCAGAUGUCUGUGCUUAUUGUUGAUUGGCCCAAAACUGCCCAAUCAUAGAAGCUAUAGUUUCAAGCACCAAUAACUUAAGUAUAUAUAACGUUAUAUAUUAUUGUUGAUAUUUCAUAUCAAAGUGCCUUUGUGUAUGAACAU